AGCUGCGAGCGCCACAGUCAGCAGGAGCGCACGCUGUUUUAUUAUCAUGGCUCAGUUUAAAUACUGGAGACGCGUGUGUUGCCUCCUCUGAAACACAGCCAGUAGUUCCAGUCUGAUAUUUUUGGGGAACAAACGGAACCAGCUGCCACCAAACAGUUUGUCGACUGUCAGACAGUAAUUUGGGAUUAAAAUGGUCAUCAAGGUUUACAUCGCCUCCUCGAGCGGCUCCGUCGCGGUAAAAAAGCACCAGCAGGCAGUGGUGGGUUUCCUGGAGGCCAACCGAAUCAGCUUCCAGGAAGUAGACAUCACCAUGCUGGAGGAGCAGAGGCUCUGGAUGUACCGCAACAUCCCCAGAGACAAGCAGCCGGAGAAAGGCAACCCACUGCCUCCGCAGAUCUUCAACGAGGAUCGCUACUGUGGGGACUAUGAAGACUUCUUCCAGUCAAAGGAGGACAACACUGUGUUUGCAUUCCUUGGGCUCAGCUCCCAACCCUCAGUGAAAGAUUCUGAGUCAUAGCCUGGAUCAAACUGCUGGUAUGUAACGUCCAGGGAACCUCAAGAUACGAGGACAAAAACUGCAUCAUUUCCCAUGUUCUUCCUCCUACGACGACGACAGCACGUUGCCAAACAUCAGACCCUACGGAUUUCACCCAGUAUGACCUCUCCUGACUCUUUAAACAACAUUCCACCAUCACUUAAAGAAGUGUCUGAUUCUCAAGAGAGACUUGAUCACAGAAGGAGGGGACUGACUUUAUGAUGGAUGCAAUUGUGUUUCCUUUUCUUGUUUAGCACACACUGUGAUCGGCGGCAAACACUGUCAGUAGCAUAGAUUCUGUGCACACUAGAUGUAGCAGCUUAAGCAUCAGUAGACGAGUAAGUUUAGGUCAAUCUGAAUUGCAGUGGAUGGGGAAAGAACUGGUUGGGUGCAGCAGUGCAGCACAAGUCACCUGAAUACACACCCAUGUUGCGUGUGUAUGCCUUAGUGUGUGUGCGUGUGUGUGUCUCAAUCAGCAGCUGUUAAUGAAGGCUGUGUUAAGUGAUGGGACCUGAGAGGCGGCACUUAAUGCAACCUGAAACAACCCGAGGUCUAGCCAUUAUGUCUGGCUGUGUGUGUGUGUGUGUGUGUGUGUGUGUGUGUGUGUGUGUGUGUGUGUGCGUGCUUUAGCAGAGGUGACGGUGACACUGCAGUUUGCCACAGCAGAUGAGACCAAAUGCUAAGAAUCUUAAAACAUACGAGGGAUAUACAUGAUACUCAGAAUCAUUGCCAGCAUUUAAAGGGACAGUUCACCCCCAAAAUCAAAAACUAGAGUUACUGUGGUCAGACAUUAGGAAAGAAACAUGAUGACAAUGCACCUUAAAAUUACUCAGAGCUCAGUCAAGGUUCCACUUUUGAACUCUGGUUUCCAGGGGAAUAUCCUGUGAUUUGCCAUCCUCCCACCACCCCAACCUGUCUCUUAAUAAGGACUGUUCCCAUCUUUACUCCCUUCAGCCCAUGUGGUCAUGUGAUCGCAGCCUUCCCAUAAUGACAAUGGAUAUGUACAACUUUUGGUGCAUUACUUAUUGUAGGAAAAUUAAGAACAGUGCAAGAGAACAGCCUGAUAUAAUGGAAUUAGAUGGCACUGGGCUUGUGGUGCUGAAAUCGCCAAAAAAUAAAUUUGAAAAACUCAACAGCACUGUCUCUUUGCAGAAACCAUGACCUGAUAACUCAAAAUAAUCCACAUACCUUGUGUGACUAGUUUCAUGUAGGAACUAUUUUCUCUGGACCAAACCACAUCUGCCAACCUUAUCAUCGCGCAGAAUGAAGCAUUUAUCUACUGCUAGCUCACCUAGCACCACUGAGCUAGCUAACAUUACAGCUCAGCUGAGGAGGACGACAUUAAUGUUUACAUCUCGCGCUGUCAGGAGCAUGAAACUCUUGUCCA
Messenger RNA from Epinephelus lanceolatus (giant grouper), 1922 nucleotides. It is a transcript of the gene sh3bgrl2, whose product is annotated as SH3 domain binding glutamate-rich protein like 2. The record is from RefSeq and is a predicted model, not a curated record. Gene Ontology annotation, cellular component: cytoplasm. NCBI's taxonomy places the organism in Eukaryota, Metazoa, Chordata, Actinopteri, Perciformes, Serranidae.